Molecule: messenger RNA, 1671 nt
Organism: Fibroporia radiculosa
Lineage: Eukaryota; Fungi; Basidiomycota; Agaricomycetes; Polyporales; Fibroporiaceae
Exons: 12
Coding region: 1-1671 (556 amino acids)
Molecular function (GO): iron ion binding; oxidoreductase activity, acting on paired donors, with incorporation or reduction of molecular oxygen; monooxygenase activity
Source: RefSeq, a predicted model, not a curated record
AUGUCGGUGUCAGGCGAUAUACAUCUCAGCGACUGGAUUAGUGUUCGAAAUAUUGGACUCGUCGUGCUCUUUUAUAUAUUGUCUGCGUUUGCAAGACGGAUCUUGCGAAACUAUACUCUUUCUGGUUUGUCUGGUCCUCCCGCUCCCAGCUGGCUACUUGGACACGGCGUCCAAAUCCAGGCAUCGCCGGUCGGUACGUUGUACAACAAAUGGUCAGAGAAAUAUGGGCCGACGUACAAGCUCAAGGGCCCCUUUGGUACCUCUGUGCUUGCUAUCGGCGAUCCAAAGGGUGCAGGUCAUAUCCUCACAUCGAGUAACUAUGUGAGGCCCACAGGAGAUCGAAUCGGUCUUCAACUGUUUGUGAGUCCACGCUUGCUCUUCCAGAAUAUAUCUAAUGUGCAACAGUUCGGACAAGAACACAAGGAACAAAGGGCGAUUAUCAGCCCGGCAUUUAGGUGCAGCCAAGUCCAUUCUUUUGAUAUCUGUGGAGCUUAUGAUACUGGCACGGUCAGCUCGGCCGCGGUGCGCGAGGUGUCGAACGUUAUUUUCGAUCUUGCACACAAGUUGAAAACAGACAUGGACGACGAGAUAAACCAAGACGAUAGCAAAGUCUUUGAGAUGUUCAGCAGGGUCCCUCGCUUGACUCUGGAUGCGAUAAGCAUGACGACGUUCGCAUACGACGUCAGCCACUCAGACAGGCCGAUCCCCAAGCUCAUCUCGCAGAUAAUCGAUGUUCCGCAGACGACGCUGACAUUCGCCGUGAGCGCGAUGACGGUACUUAUUCCCGAGUUGUUAUACAUCCCAAACCCUAUGAAGCGGUGGACGACGAUGUUGCGCACUGAAUUUCAAGCGAUUGCAGAUACUGUAUGGACCCAGCAGGAGCGAGGAAUCGGGAUGCAUUCGAAGCUUUUGGAUGCACUACAUAAUUCCGAGAAGAUUACAGGAAAGCCUUUUAACCGGGAUCUCGCCAUUACACUUAUCACAGGUACGAUCUUCGCUGGUUAUGAAACGGCUGCAAAUGUUAUCAUGGAGUGUCUGUUUGAACUUGCACGUCAGCCUCAAAUCCAGGACAAGCUGCGUGCAGAGCUAGUUGCGUUUACUGAGCAUGUAGGCCGGGAGCCGACAUACGACGAUUUAAUGAACGGACAACAUCUGACCUACCUCGAUGCCGUCAUCCGCGAGACGAUUCGCACCAAGGCCAUGCAGAUGACGCUAAAGCGACAGGCGCUCGAAGCGGACACGAUUCCGCUGCAGUUUCCCCUGCCCACCGGCGAGACGCACAUCACUGUUACAUCGGGGCAAUACAUCCAUAUACCUAUUCGUGAUGGCAUCAACACAGACCCGCGGAUUUGGGGUGCAGAUGCGGCCAUCUUCCGUCCAGAACGAUGGUUGGAGCUGGGCGGCCUGCCCGAGGUGGUCAGCAGCAUCCGCGCGCCCGCACAUCUGAUGACGUUUGGUGAUGGGGCGAAGAUAUGCGCCGGUCGGAACUUCGCGCUGGCCGAGAUAAAAAUUGUUAUAUCAGUUCUCGUUCGACACUUAGUGUUCGAGCCGGAUGGGGAGGAGUAUGUGUUCUACAAGACCGGGGGAAACACUAUCAAACCGAAGAUUCGUGGACGUGAAGGGGAAGGCGCUCAGCUCCACCUCCGAGUGCGCAGGUACCUCGUUGAGUAG